CAGGGUCUCGCUAGAUUGCCGAGAUGGAGCUGAAACUUGCGAUCGUUUUUAAGUCUUGUCCUUUUGACUGUGUAACUCCGCCUCGCCCUCCAGGGGGCGGGGCCUGGCAGUCACCUCCCCCAUCCCGAAGCUUCGCCCGGCCUUGUUUCCAUGACAUUACGUAGCAUUAACAGCACGUGCCAUCAUCCUUCGUCUCCUUCCGCUGUUUUGAAACAAAUCUGGGACACAGAUGGGAAAAUAGUCCCUUGGAAACAGAGUUCUUUUGCUGAAGGGGCGGGACUAGGGCGGGGCUUGCGGGCGGAAGGAACCGGAAGUCGCUUUUCCUGCGCUGGGACUGGGCCCCGCGCUCCCGGGGGGCGGGCUCAGGUGGGUGGGGGGAUCCAUCUUAAACCGCGGGCUGCCCUCUGCCUCCAUUUAAGGCUAGGUGAGUGGCGGAGCGACAGUUGCUGUGGUUUCGGUUCGGAGGUGGCUCCGAAGCUGGCGACGUAGCGACCCGCGUCCAGGUCCAGCCGCCGGUGACUGCAGGUCGGGAGUUCGGCAUCCCCUGCCUUUCCUUCGCUCCUCACUGCUCGUGCCUAUUCCGGAGCCGGUCGCUCGGGGCGGCUGUGGGGAAGGCCGCCGGCAGGCGAGAUGUUCAAAAACACGUUCCAGAGCGGCUUCCUCUCCAUCCUCUACAGCAUCGGCAGCAAGCCCCUGCAAAUCUGGGACAAAAAGGUGCGGAACGGCCACAUCAAAAGAAUCACUGAUAAUGACAUCCAGUCCCUGGUGCUAGAAAUUGAAGGGACAAAUGUCAGCACUACAUAUAUCACAUGUCCUGCAGACCCUAAGAAGACAUUGGGAAUUAAGCUUCCUUUCCUCGUCAUGAUUAUCAAAAACCUGAAGAAAUAUUUCACCUUUGAAGUACAGGUAUUAGACGACAAGAAUGUGCGCCGGCGGUUUCGGGCAAGUAACUAUCAGAGCACCACUCGUGUCAAGCCCUUCAUCUGUACCAUGCCCAUGCGGCUGGAUGAUGGCUGGAACCAGAUUCAGUUCAACUUAUCCGACUUCACCCGGCGGGCAUACGGCACAAAUUACAUCGAGACCCUAAGAGUACAGAUCCAUGCAAACUGCCGCAUCCGAAGGGUUUACUUCUCAGACAGGCUCUACUCAGAAGAUGAGCUGCCGGCAGAGUUCAAACUGUAUCUCCCAGUUCAGAACAAGGCAAAGCAAUAACUGGAAUGCAGCUCAAGAGAUAGACCCUGAAUGUGACUCUUAAGGAAACCAUCUGGAGAACAAUG
This is a messenger RNA of Chinchilla lanigera (long-tailed chinchilla), 1277 nucleotides long. It is a transcript of the gene Cfap20, whose product is annotated as cilia and flagella associated protein 20. Lineage: Eukaryota; Metazoa; Chordata; Mammalia; Rodentia; Chinchillidae. Gene Ontology annotation, biological process: cilium assembly; regulation of cilium beat frequency involved in ciliary motility; positive regulation of cell motility. The record is from RefSeq and is a predicted model, not a curated record. The transcript is spliced from 6 exons. Gene Ontology annotation, cellular component: motile cilium; ciliary basal body. Bases 631 to 1212 code for a protein of 193 amino acids.